GGCUUUUUGUUACGGAAGCCGGGAGGAGACUAGAAGGUCGGGGGUGCUAUACGCAGCGGUCGUGUUUCUUCGGCCGACGCUAUGGCGGCUGGCAUCACACUGGAGAGCAACCUGGAGACCAAAGCACACCUGAGAUGUUGGGGAAGGCAUUAAUGAAACCGUAAUUCCUCGUUGAUAAUUUGAGGUAGCGUUUGCGUAUUUCCGGGUUCGCUUGUAAACGCGCGCGUGCGCUCAUUAGUUCUUUUUUUUUUAGGGGCGGGGGGCAGGUCCAGGCAUAUUUACCCCCCUCAGCGUUCUCAAUGGAGCAAGUUUGUUUUUUGUGUCAAACGCUCGUGAAAAGCAAGACCGUUUUUGUCCUGUCACCCUCCACGUUACGGCUGGUGGGGUAGCUGUCGGCGCGUGGCCCUGCGUUGUUUGGAGGUGGGAGGGAGGGAGGGAGGAAUUUCCACAAUGAAGCCCGUGCCGGAGCACCGGGUCUUUGUGCUUUGAGUCGGACAGACCGUGUUAUUAUUGUCAACAACCGACCCCAAAAUGGUGACUGUUGAGAUGUUGAGCUCCUUUUCGACUUGAGUUAAACGAUGCGCGAAUACAAAGUGGUGGUCUUGGGCAGCGGCGGGGUCGGAAAGUCCGCCCUCACGGUCCAAUUCGUCACCGGGACGUUCAUUGAGAAGUACGACCCAACGAUAGAGGACUUCUACCGCAAGGAGAUCGAAGUGGACUCCUCGCCAUCGGUCCUAGAGAUCCUGGACACCGCCGGGACCGAACAGUUCGCCUCCAUGCGAGACCUGUACAUCAAGAACGGACAGGGCUUCAUCCUGGUCUAUAGCCUGGUCAACCAGCAGAGCUUCCAGGACAUCAAGCCCAUGAGAGACCAAAUCAUAAGAGUCAAAAGGUACGAAAAGGUCCCCGUGAUCCUGGUGGGCAACAAGGUGGACCUGGAGAGCGAACGGGAGGUGUCGUCCAGCGAGGGCCAGGCGCUAGCUGAGGAGUGGGGCUGCCCCUUCAUGGAGACGUCGGCCAAAAGCAAAACCAUGGUGGACGAACUGUUCGCCGAGAUUGUGCGGCAGAUGGACUACGCCGCCCAGCCCGACAAGGACGACCCCUGCUGCUCGUCCUGUAAUAUACAAUAGCCAUCCAGGGGUGGGUUGGGGGGUGGGGGCGGGGCAGCAAGAUUGGAGGCUAUGGCGGCCCCACACAGACACACACUUGGCACGCUCACACACACGCAUAAGUGCACACGGCAGUUAAAAGAUUGAACACGAUGGAUCUUUAAUAUCAGCGGUGACAUUAUUCAUGACGUGGCAGGAUAUUGAGUAUUUAAAAAAAACAAACUGAAAAAAAAAACUUACCCUCGCCUUAUGUUGCUCUCCACCUUUUAGUCUUCAUCAGCAAAGAAAUACACCGCGGGACCUUCAUUUUUUUUAAAGAUAACGUUCUUAAGAUUAACUUUCGUGAUGCAUUUACUGUGACAGCAAAACGACACUAACUGAUUUCUGGGAUCGCUUUGCUUCAAAUUGGAACAAAGGUUUGGAUUUGUGUACAUUUUGUGCAGUGCUUUCUGGGAGGGUUUUUUGUACUCAUUGCUGGGCUGAACCAAAGAGGUGACCUGAAAGCAUUUUAUCAAUUUUUUUUUUCCCAAAAUUGUAAAUGGAGGGAAAAAUCGGCACAGACAUAAUUUUUUAUUGUUGCUGUUGUUUUCCGCUUUAACAGUAAAGAUAAAGAGCAUCAUCUUCCACUUUUUUUUUAAUAUAUUUUCAUAAUCUAAAAAUUAAGUCUGAAUGAACAUUGGAUUGUCAGUAUUUGAGUAUCCUAACUUGGCGUAAUUGAUUAGUUGAUCAUUCAGAAUUAUUUGUAAAGCAGUCGAGGCAAAAUGGAGUGCACUAGUUUGCUGCCAUGAAAAGAGCAAGAUGACCUACCAUGCAGAUCUCUUUUGGCUACGUUCUGAACAUCCAUCACUUUUUUUUUUUUUUUAACUCAGUUGUGGAAAGAAACGGAGGUUCAGAAGGUUUAUUGGUGUUAGUUUUCAUUAAUUCAUUGCGAAAGCAGGAGUUUAGAACAUUCUGCGCCAGUUUCAGGUUAUUGGCCAUGGGAAAUAAAAGUUCGGAACAAUCGAUGCUUCUUUUUUUCCAUUUAUUGGUUGUGAAAACAAGAGUUCAGAACAUCGAGUGAUUAUUUCUGUCAAUUUAUUGAUGAUAGCGGAAGGAGCUUUGAACAUUCAGUGUUAUUUUGCCUCAUCGAAUGAGUGACGGAAAUGGGAGUUCAGAACAUUCAGCGCUGUUUUUUUUUUUUUGUUUGUUUGUUUUUUUGUUGUUUUUUUAAUCAUUUGGCUGUGAAAACAGCAGUUAAGAACAGUCAGGUAUAUAAAGAUGAAUUAAUCGUGGAAGAAAAAGCUCGUGUCAUUUUGUCUCACUGAAUUGGGGUCCAGAACCUUCUGGGCUAUUUUUUUAAUGAGUUGAUCUUGGAAAAACAGGAGUUCAGAACAGUCAGUACCAAUUUUUUUCUGAUUAAUUGUUGUGGAAAUUAGUUCAUAACUUUAUGUGAUUUUCUUUUUUUUUCACCAAUGAAUCGCUCACGGAAACAGGAGUUCAGAACAUUUGACCCAACUUUUUGAGGGGACAACUUCAACACAGCAAAGUCAACACAGCAACACUUGCAAUCAUGCCUUAGUUUUUCUUUCCUCGUCCACUGGUGACGUGCUCAGAGUAUCCAUCGUAAAGAGGAUGAUGCUCAGACUCAUUUAAAUGGUGAUGUACAUAUUUUGUAUGGGAAGUGCCAACAGAACACGUGUCAUUACAAAGUGAAAGCAUGGAAACAUGGAAAAAUUGCCGUUGUUUUUGAGAAGAAUAUAAGGACAAACAAAUGCAGUUAUGAAACCUGGACGCUGUCUCAGCUGUGCAUUUUUUUUCCAAUUUUAAUCUAAACCAGGAAGCAGAUUUUUUUGUUGAUUUUGGAUUCCCUCCUUGUGUAACCAUGUUGAUUUUACAAUUUAGUUUUUUUUACGUGAUUCUUGAACCCUCCUGAUUAUGUUGACAUUUGUCACCUGCGUAAUAAAAGUGUUCAUCAAUUGAA
Messenger RNA from Hippocampus comes (tiger tail seahorse), 3069 nucleotides. Its product is annotated as ras-related protein Rap-2a. Gene Ontology annotation, molecular function: GTPase activity; GTP binding. Bases 579 to 1130 code for a protein of 183 amino acids. The transcript is spliced from 2 exons. The record is from RefSeq and is a predicted model, not a curated record. Lineage: Eukaryota; Metazoa; Chordata; Actinopteri; Syngnathiformes; Syngnathidae. Gene Ontology annotation, cellular component: membrane. Gene Ontology annotation, biological process: signal transduction.